CGUCGACAAAAGACCCGCCAUAGAGUUAUAGUGUACGCUGUCGAGCUGUCGGCGUUCACAGAAACCAGCUGUUGCUGUUCGAAGUUCAGUUGUGUUUCUUAACUUUGUUGCAUCUUUUGCGUCUCAUCUGCCCCACAUCCGUUAAUCCCUGAGGAACCAGAACCAGGUCUCAGCCUAAAACCAGAACAAAUGCCGGGCCCUACAGGAUGAAGAGGUUCCUGCCGUUGCUUUUAUUCUUUCACGUUUCACUUUCGGUGAAACACACCCUGACUUAUUUCCUCACCACCUCCACUGGACAAAAAACCCUCCCAGAGUUUGUGGGUGUUGCGACGCUUGAUGGAGUGAAUGUCGGUUUCUGCGACGGCAUCAACAGAACAGAAAUCAGAUCAGACUGGAUGGAAGAAGUAAAAGAAAAACACCCUGAGCUCAUAACGUGGCACAUCCAGACCUGCGUUGAAACUCAUAAUUUUAAUGAAAAACAUCUAAAAAAUAUUCAUCAGUUCUUUGACCAAACUGAAGGUGUUCACACUUUGCAGGAGUUGGUCGGUUGUGAGUUUGAUGAUCAGACUGAUCUCUACACUGGCUUUGACUUCUAUGGUUAUGAUGGAGCAGGUUUCGUAUCAUUGGACCCAAAGAGGAUGACGUGGACGUACACGGAGCGAGCUGAACCCUACAAACACCAGUGGGAUCCAGACGAAGCACAGUUGCGGUCCAGUAGGGACAUAAUAAGAACCAUUUGCCCUAAAUGGUUGAAGGUGUAUUUGCUCUAUGGGAAGAAGUCGUUGCAGAGAAAAGUUCCUCCCUCAGUGUCUGUGCUCCAGAAGUCCCCCUCGUCUCCAAUCAGCUGCUUCGCUACAGGUUUCUACCCAAACAGAGCCGACAUGUUCUGGAGGAGAGAUGGAGAACAGACCCAUGAGGACGUGGACCAUGGAGAGAUCCUCCCCAACCCUGAUGGAACCUUCCAGAUGAGGGUCCACCUGGACCUUUCAUCAGUCACAGCUCAGGACUGGAGCAGAUAUGAAUGCGUGUUUCGAGGUUCUGGUGCUGAGAGCGACAUUGUGACCAGACUGGACCAAGCUGUGAUCAGAAGCAAUGAAGUUCCUCCCUCCAGCCUUGUACUUGCUGUUGUCAUUGGAGCCGUGGUUCUGCUGCUGACAGUCGGCAUCGCUGGAAUCUUCAUGUGGAGGAGGAGGAGACAGGCUGCUGCUUAUUAGAAGAGGACGCCAGCAAAGGUGCUUCCAAUGAUCUGACCUCCACUUGGAGGAAAGUUUGUUAGCUGUGUGCUCAUUAUUGUCAUGUGUCAUUCCUCUAUUUCAUGUUCAUUUUUAUCCAGACCUGUGUGUUGUCCUUUAGUCCAAUGGCUCCACAAACAACCGUCCUCUGGUGGAGGGAACGGAGCAGACGAGGCUCAGAUUCUGUCUGUUCAGCUCUGUGUGGAGCAGCUGUGCUCUGAUACUGGGCAGCAGCAAACUUAAUAACCCUGGUCCAGUUUGACCAGUAAACUGUGUUAACAUUAAACUCUGUUAAAAACAAACUGUCUGUUAUUGAAUAAACUGUUUGUUAAUAAUAAACUAUUUGAAUCAUA
Messenger RNA from Betta splendens (Siamese fighting fish), 1585 nucleotides. Its product is annotated as major histocompatibility complex class I-related gene protein-like. Gene Ontology annotation, biological process: immune response. The transcript has 6 exons. Gene Ontology annotation, cellular component: external side of plasma membrane. The record is from RefSeq and is a predicted model, not a curated record. The coding region runs from base 207 to 1214 and encodes 335 amino acids. Lineage: Eukaryota; Metazoa; Chordata; Actinopteri; Anabantiformes; Osphronemidae.